Messenger RNA from Fundulus heteroclitus (mummichog), 2379 nucleotides. RefSeq lists its product as uncharacterized. The transcript has 19 exons. The record is from RefSeq and is a predicted model, not a curated record. The coding region runs from base 70 to 2379 and encodes 769 amino acids. NCBI's taxonomy places the organism in Eukaryota, Metazoa, Chordata, Actinopteri, Cyprinodontiformes, Fundulidae.
UUAAUCUACAGCAACUUCAUCACAGUAUUUCUUUCAAGAAAAAACACACAAGAAACUGGAUGUACAGAGAUGAGGAUAGGAAGUAAAGAGUGGCUGCAAAGAAACAUUGGAAUUUUUUUAAACUUUGCAACUCUUCAGGAAAUUAAAAGAUUUAACAACAACUUCUCUGCUAUUGAAGUGCUUGAAGAGCUUUCACCACAACAGAAGGCUGAGCUAAUGCUGGACCCAGACAGCGGGGCUUUGGAUGAUGCAAACUUCGUAAGGGAGGUGCUCACCAAUUUGAAACUGUCAACCGGAGACGAACAGCUCAGUCAGUUUUUCCAGACCUUUGUGCAAAUCAGCAAACAGAAAAACAUGACCUUCAUCAUAAACACAGCUGUACGAGACACCAUAUUGAACAUAAGCCUGACGGCCCUCGCGCCGGCAUUUGAGGGCUUUGGACCACAGGAAUUUCAGCUUUGGUUCCACGUCUACCUUGUUCCUGUAAUACCAAGCCUCCGUCCUGACUACUUGUGGGUUAUUCCGAGGGACAUCAGCUGUACAUCCUACGCGGCCAUACUGACUGGUCUUCAGAAAACGUUGACGUUUCUGCUGCCAAUGGAGCUGUCAAUGGGCAUCAAAUCAAGUAUGGAGUUCCUGAGAGAGACCUUCCCACGCUGCUCAACAUCAUAUUCCUUCACGUGCAAGGAGACAGCUGUUGAUGAGAACCUCAUCUGUGCUGCAGUCAAUAGAUCACAGCUCCAACAAACACUGGCAACCGACAACUCCUCUACAGCUCUGUGCUCUUUUACCAUCACUGAACAUGCCUGUUCUGUGGCUGACCAGCUUGCAGCGCAAAGCCUGGCCACACUGUUAAAAUGCUCGUUGGAAAGCCAUACGACAUACCCGGUGGAAGUCUGGAAGCUCUUCUUUCAAAAAGUCUCUCCCGCUCUGGAUGAGGCUCUUGAGACGUUUGCCACCGUGACCCCCAACAACAGCAGCCCAGCCGUAUCGAACGCCCUUGAUGCCCUGAGAGAGGCGAGACUAGCCAACCUCAGCAAUGCACAGCUACAGAGUGGCACUUUCAUUGGUGAUCUGGUCCAGCGAAACAUUGGUCCGUUCCUGGCCUCCCCAUCCACAAACUUCCUGUUCUGCCUUAGCUCCUACAACUUCAGCUGCCUGACCUACCAGAUUGUUGUCAAGGGGUUAAGCAACCAAAGGGAGCUCAUGAACAGCAGCAAGCAACAGGCAGUCUUUACUUAUUUCAUCAAACCAUUCCUUUCAAGAGUGGGAACACCAGAUGCUGGCUGCACCUCAUCUACUAAUGGGAGUCAGGAAUGGCUACAGGCAAACCUUGGCGGCUUUGCUUCUUUUGCAACCAUCCAAGAGUUGCAAACCCUCAACCCACACUUGUCUACUACUGAAGUAUUGUCAGAACUGGCUCCCUCUCAAGUGGCACAGCUUCUUAUGAGCGUAGGGAGCUCAGACGCCACCACUCUUAUUGAUCUUGUCUUUGAGCGACUUGAAAAGGGUGACGCUCUUGAAAACCUAGAUGACUUCCUGACGCAGCUCACGCUAAACGGACAGGUUCCACAAUUCCAGACGGCCGUUCGAGAUGCUGUGAUGACCAGAGCCUUUUACAUCCUAAGCCUACGUUUCUCAACCUUCAGCAAAGAAGAUUUUUAUCUUUGGUUCCAUGUGAAACUGGUUUCCAUCCUUGCCAGUUUCACUCCACAGAUGCUACACAGCACAAUAUCCAGCCUGAGCUGCACAAACUACCAUGUUGUUGUGGGAGGGUUCGCCAAAGUGUUUCCUGCCAUACCCCCGCGCAGACGGCAAGAGAUCACCAAUGUUCUGCUGGGCUAUCUGAAAAGCUCUGCCAGCGUCAUCAACAAGCCCGUUUGCAGGCUGACAAUGGAGACUGAUGUCGAAUGGAUGGUAACAAACUUGGGUCCCUUCUCGCAAUACGCAACCUACUCUGAUCUCAAAGCCUUCAACCUCUCUCAGGUCAACAUCGUAGGUGUUCUCACACCACAACAGAAGGCUGAGCUAAUGCUGGACCCAGACAGCGGGGCUUUGGAUGAUGCAAACUUCGUAAGGGAGGUGCUCACCAAUUUGAAACUGUCAACCGGAGGCGAACAGCUCAGUCAGUUUUUCCAGACCUUUGUGCAAAUCAGCAAACAGACCCCCAACAACAGCAGCCCAGCCGUAUCGAACGCCCUUGAUGCCCUGAGAGAGGCGAGACUAGCCAACCUCAGCAAUGCACAGCUACAGAGUGGCACUUUCAUUGGUGAUCUGGUCCAGCGAAACAUUGGUCCGUUCCUGGCCUCCCCAUCCACAAACUUCCUGUUCUGCCUUAGCUCCUACAACUUCAGCUGCCUGACCUACCAGAUUGUGUAA